Messenger RNA from Mollisia scopiformis, 357 nucleotides. Its product is annotated as ankyrin. The transcript has a single exon. Gene Ontology annotation, cellular component: nucleus. NCBI's taxonomy places the organism in Eukaryota, Fungi, Ascomycota, Leotiomycetes, Helotiales, Mollisiaceae. Gene Ontology annotation, biological process: positive regulation of transcription by RNA polymerase II. Gene Ontology annotation, molecular function: transcription cis-regulatory region binding; protein binding. The annotation marks the transcript as partial. The record is from RefSeq and is a predicted model, not a curated record.
GAGGAUAUAUUAAGCAAUGGCUUUGACAUCAAUGCGCGCCGUGAGCCUUACGGAAGUGCUCUCAUCAUGGCGAUCCAAGGAGGACACUUCGGUAUUGCCGAGUUGCUCAUUUCUCGAGGUGCCGAUGUCCACUUGAGCAUUCCCAAAUACGGUACUGCAUUGCACCUCGCAGCUGCUGCAGGGAGAGAGAAUAUUGUCAGGUUGUUGAUUCAAGCUGGGGCCGAUGUGAACGCCGAGGGAGGUGAUUUUUGUACACCACUUCAAGCCGCCGCAGCGAACGGGCAUCAGAUGGUGGUAUUGUUUCUGGUAGACUGUGGUGCCCAGGUCAAUACGCAAGGAGGAAAGUAUGGAAAUGCA